UCUUCCUUAUCUCUAUCUAGGCCUUAAACUGACCUUUGAUAAUUUACAAACAUGGCAUAUAAAGCAUUUUUCAACCAAAACUCAGAACUAGUAGUACAAAAAAACUAAACAUUCCACUCCACUUAGUCCAUCCGCAUUAGUGAAUCUUUCGCCAUAGUUUCUCACUAGUUAAUAUUUAGUUGAUGAGUUUUUAAAAAAUUUAAGAAACUCAUGUGAAAUUUCCAAUUUCUUAAGAAUUUUAGUUAAAUAUUAAAUAUAAUUUAGUGAUAGAUUUUGGUGAGAGACUCAUCAAUGAUGUCUUUAACUACUAGCUACAUCAUCUGGUGGUAGAGACUACAAGUUACCAGUUUAGUUUAUGUAACGAAGGUCCCUUUCUAAAAACAUAUAGUUGGAAAUUAUUUGUGGGAUGUAGAAACCGAAAAAGAAGGUGGAAAGGGACAAGAUAGUUGCAAGAGCAUUGAACCAAAGCAAACAGCUCUUUCUCCACCUUUUGUCUAUCCAGCCUCUUUAAAGUAAACCCAUUAAAACCCACUCACGCUCCUCUCCAAGUAGUAGUAGUAAGUAAGAACAGAUGUCAAACAACACUUCCCAUGUUCCUCCCAUGCCCCUCUCUCAUCACUUCAGCGACUAUGGCUUCGAUCCCCAGAUCGACUACUUUCAGGUUUUGGAAGAAGCGAGGAAGCACAAGAAAGAAACUCCCUCCAUUGACAGUAUACAUCAGUUCAAGCUCCAGAAACCUAUAUCUAAGGAUGAUCUGAUCCGAACCGCUCUCCACAAGAAGAAGAAGCGCUGGUUCUUGAAAAACGCUUUGCUCUUCUUCAGCUGGCGGAAAUGGCGAAGGCGAGACGGUCAUUACGCCGGAGAAGGAGACGUGGAGAUGGAACUCGACGUUCACAUGGCGAGGGCUAGGAACUUUCGCGCCUCAUCAGUCGGACCCGGUUCGAUAUCUGGUCCGGUUUACGUGACGGAGAGCUGGAGCGGUUCGAGCACACCGUACCGAACGAUAAGACCUUCUUCGCUGACGUCGACGCCAGCUGCUGUUCCGUAUAUGAGUCUACGGGAGCUUAACAUGGAGCGGCAACAGAGGAGCAAUGCAUCUUCUUCUAGGUCGGGUCCUCUUUACUUGGUCACGUGAUUUAAACAUUAUCGGGAUGGACGAAAAUGAAAUAAAGUUUUAAGUUACAUAUUUGGGUGGGAUGUGUGGGUUAUUUAAUUUAUAAGAAAAAAUGCAAGGUUUUAUUUUUUGUUUGGGGUCCUUCUGGCCCUAUUGAUUGAUAAAUUAUAAAUCCAUUACAUAAAUUAAGGAUGUGUGCCUUGGCCGUGGGGGCAGCUAAACAAGAACGUCGUAAUUUAUAGUUUGAUAUUUAAUA
Molecule: messenger RNA, 1370 nt
Organism: Brassica rapa (field mustard)
Lineage: Eukaryota; Viridiplantae; Streptophyta; Magnoliopsida; Brassicales; Brassicaceae
Source: RefSeq, a predicted model, not a curated record